AUGGCCAGCCAGAGUGAUAAGAGCGUUUUCGGCAUGCCCGGAUUCGUCGUUGACUUCCUGAUGGGUGGUGUUUCCGCUGCCGUCUCCAAGACUGCUGCUGCCCCCAUCGAGCGUAUCAAGCUCCUCAUCCAGAACCAGGAUGAGAUGCUUCGCGCUGGUCGUCUCGACCGCAAGUACAACGGUAUCGCCGACUGUUUCCGUCGUACCGCUGCCUCCGAGGGUGUUGUCUCCCUCUGGAGAGGUAACACUGCCAACGUUAUCCGUUACUUCCCCACCCAGGCUCUGAACUUCGCCUUCCGUGACACCUACAAGUCGAUGUUCGCCUACAAGAAGGAGCGUGAUGGCUACGCCAAGUGGAUGGCUGGUAACCUUGCCUCCGGUGGUGCUGCUGGUGCCACUUCUCUUCUCUUCGUCUACUCUCUCGACUACGCCCGUACCCGUCUUGCCAACGACGCCAAGUCCGCCAAGGGUGGUGGUGACCGUCAAUUCAACGGUCUCGUUGACGUCUACAAGAAGACCCUCGCUUCCGAUGGUAUUGCCGGUCUCUACCGUGGUUUCGGUCCCUCCGUUCUUGGUAUCAUUGUCUACCGUGGUCUGUACUUCGGUAUGUACGACUCUAUCAAGCCUGUUAUCCUGGUUGGUCCUCUUGAGGGCUCUUUCCUCGCUUCCUUCCUUCUCGGCUGGACUGUCACCACUGGUGCUGGUAUCGCUUCUUACCCUCUUGACACCGUCCGUCGUCGUAUGAUGAUGACCUCCGGUGAGGCCGUCAAGUACAACUCCUCCUUCGACGCUUUCCGCCAGAUCGUUGCCCGUGAGGGUACCAAGUCCCUCUUCAAGGGUGCUGGUGCUAACAUCCUCCGUGGUGUCGCUGGUGCUGGUGUCCUGUCCAUCUAUGACCAGGUCCAGCUCAUCCUCUUCGGCAAGAAGUUCAAAUAG
Molecule: messenger RNA, 936 nt
Organism: Aspergillus puulaauensis
Lineage: Eukaryota; Fungi; Ascomycota; Eurotiomycetes; Eurotiales; Aspergillaceae
Product: putative mitochondrial ADP,ATP carrier protein (Ant)
Exons: 5
Coding region: 1-936 (311 amino acids)
Biological process (GO): mitochondrial ADP transmembrane transport; mitochondrial ATP transmembrane transport
Cellular component (GO): mitochondrial inner membrane
Molecular function (GO): ATP:ADP antiporter activity
Source: RefSeq, a predicted model, not a curated record